This is a messenger RNA of Lactuca sativa (garden lettuce), 997 nucleotides long. RefSeq names its product calmodulin-like protein 3. Gene Ontology annotation, molecular function: calcium ion binding. The record is from RefSeq and is a predicted model, not a curated record. Lineage: Eukaryota; Viridiplantae; Streptophyta; Magnoliopsida; Asterales; Asteraceae.
UUAUAAGAAGAUGUUUCUUCCCUUCACUUUCCUUCAUCAACUUCUUCUGCAAAAACCAGCUUAAAAAUGGCUGCAAUUUGCUCCAGAAUUUUCCUCUUCUACAAUCUCAUCUACACAAUCUUCCUCUCUUUCAUUCCAAAAAAACUCAGACAUUACCUCCCUUCUUCAUACAAUCCACACCAACAACAACAACAACAACAGAUCCACGACCUCACCACCACCACCACUCCAUUACUUCCACCUCCAUCAACACCGCGUUCUUCUCGCAUGGAUUCCGACCAGCUCCACCGCAUCUUCCAGAUGUUCGACAAAAACGGAGAUUCCCGAAUCACCAAACAGGAGCUCAACGAGUCCUUAGAGAACAUGGGGAUAUUCAUCCCGGACUCAGAUCUAGUUAAAAUGAUCGAAAACAUCGAUGAAAACAACGACGGAUGUGUUGAUAUCGACGAGUUUGGUGCUCUGUACAAAUCGAUCAUGGACGACAGGGAAAACGAGGAGGAUGUGAUGGAAGCCUUCAAUGUGUUCGAUCAAAAUCGAGAUGGGUUUAUCACUGUGGAAGAAUUGAGAUCGGUGUUGGAGUCGCUAGGGCUGAAGCAAGGGCGGCAGGCGGAUGAUUGCAGGCGGAUGAUCAUGAAGGUGGAUGUUGAUGGUGAUGGGAUGGUUAGUUUUACUGAAUUUAAAGAGAUGAUGAGAUCAGGUGGGUUUUCCGCCAUGGCUCAAAAUUGAAAGCUUGAAUUACACACCGAUUAUGAUCUGAUUAAUCAAAUCAUUCAUUCCAAUUAUGUUCAUUUGUUUGUUAAUUUCGUUUUUUAUGAUCUGGGGAUGAUUUUAGGACUUUAAAGAGUCUUUUUUUUAUAAUGAUCUUUAUUUGGGGGUUUUAUGUUCUUGACCUCGAACCCAAGAUACAAUCCCAACAUGAAUUUCUGGAAGGAUGUAUAUAGUUCGAUCAUCAUUGAUUCUUUAAUUUUAUUGGAGAAAUUACAUUUUAAGUUGUUUA